CAAUCAUUCAGUCCACCGACAGAGAAGCUGGAUAAUUAAACUGGAGCUCGCAAGAUUUGAAAAAAAGCUUUCCGCAGGUCGAGGAAGCCAUGGCAGCAAGCCAAACACAGGAGGAGAGUGAUUGCUCUGAGCUGGAUUUCUCCAUUUGUUCAGGCUCUGAAUACGUGCCAAGUCAAACUUCAGACUUAAGUGAUGAGGACACACACGGUCUACAAAGUAAGACACGAAAGAUCACUGACAUUUCUAGCAAUAGUGACAGUGAUAAUGAAGAACUGAGAAACAUGACUCUUAAAAAGACACCCAGAACAUAUGGGAAAAGAAAGAGAGAUGAUCACAAGGGAGAAAAAAAGGCUAAACGGGCUAAACAGAAAUCAGAAGUGACUGUGAAAACAUGUACAAAAAGGGAGGACAACAAACGAGUAUGGGACAAAAAACAUUAUUGUCUUUACUGUGGGAAGUCCCAAGCAAAAUUAUCGAGACACCUGCAGAGGAAGCACAUGGAGAUGAGUGAUGUGGCAUAUGCCUUUAGCUACCCUCUAGGUUCCAAAGAAAGGAAGGAUCUUCUAGAACAACUUCGCAAUAAAGGAGACUUUAAGCACAACACAAAAGUGAUACAAAAAGGCAGAGGACAAGUCGUAACAUGGAAGCAGCCAUCUAAUAAAGCCAUAGUAGGGGAAUAUCUGCCUUGCCCUUAUUGCUUUGGAAUGUAUAGCAAAAAGACAUUAUGGAAACAUGAGCUGUCAUGCAAAAGUAAAAAAUCGUGUGCGUCAAAAACUAGACAUCCUAGAGUCCAGAGUUAUGCUGCACGCCUGCUUCCAAUAAAACAUUCAUCAAAAGGAUGUCAGACUGUUAUUAACAACAUGCGACAAGAUCAAGUGUCCUUUCACAUCAGGAGUGAUUCUCUGAUUUGCAAAUAUGGAGAAUCGCUAUAUGCAAGACAUGGCCGUGUGAAGUCUAAGCACCAAUACAUUGCGCAAAGGAUGAGGGAGCUUGGCCGUUUCAUGUUAGCUGCAAAAAAUAUGGACAAGACAGUGAAUGUUCUUGAAGAUUUGUGCAAACCAUCAAAAUUUCAGUUUGUUGUCAGUGUUGCCAAGCAUCUUACAAACUUUAGUCCAGGCAAAAAUGAAUAUGGCAAACCGUCAACAGUAGUCAAAAUUGGAUUUUGUCUUAAAGGAGCAGUCGAGGUCCUGAUUGGACAGACCCUUAUGAAUGACGAUGACCAUGCAGAGAAGAAGGCCAAAAAAUUCUUGGAACUUCUGGACAAAAACUGGAGGAACAGUGUAUCUGUCAGUGCUCACCAAACAAUACAAGAAAAGAGGUGGAAUAAACAGGAUGACAUUCCCCUCACCAAAAAUGUAAUUGCUCUGAGGGACCAUCUCCGUACCGUGGAAGGUGAAGCAAGAGAAAGACUGAUGCAGCACGUGGAUUUGGCAGCAUACAAGGCAUUGAACGAGACUGUUUUGGCACAGGUUAUUGUCUUUAACAAGCGACGUGAAGGGGAAGCAUCACGCUUGACUCUUCAGACCUACAAGAACGUAAAAACAAGUCCCAUUAAUGAAGACAUUUACGAAACCUUGUCACCAUUAGAAAAGGAGCUAAGCAAGCUAUUAACCCGCAUUGAAAUCAGGGGGAAGAGAGGCAGGAAAGUGCCAGGUUUUUUGAGCGACAGAAUGAAGGAGUCAAUCGAUUUGUUGGUGAAAAACAGAGAAGCAGCUGGUGUGCCUGCUGAAAACCCCUAUCUCUUUGCUAGACCUGGUGGGAUGACACACAUACGUGGAUGUGACUGCCUACGAAAAUAUGCAGACCAAAGCAAAGCAGAAAACCCUGAGCUUCUGAGGUCAACUAAAUUAAGAAAACAGGUUGCCACACUUUGCCAACUCCUGGAUCUUAAUGAUCAAGAGCUCGAGCAAGUUGCAAGGUUCAUGGGACAUGACAUCAGAGUUCACCAGGACUUUUACAGACAGACAGACAAAACCUUUCAAAUUGCCAAGAUAAGCAAGCUUCUGUUUGCAAUGGAGGAAGGCACUGGCACCUUAAGGGGCAAGAACCUCAGCACCCUGGAGGUUUCUGUUGCUGGUGUAAUUUCCCCAGCUCCCAGCCCUCCAGCUAGUCAAAGAGACCCAGGCAGACCGAAGGAACAAGACAGAGAGGUGGAUGAAAACAAUAAUGUGGCCCUCGCAGGCAGCGAUGAUGGCUGUUCUGAUAGUGGUGUCACAGGUGAAAGUCCCAUAGCAGCUACUCAGAGUGAUCCUCAGGGAAAUGAGGAGGAGGAGGAGAGAGGAGGAGGCAGUGAGAUGGAUGAAGAAGAGACCAAGGAAGUAACAUUCGCCGUGAGGAGGAAAAGGGGAAAAACCAAAGUGGCCAAAGCAAAGGAGAUCCCCUGUGCGAAGGGCAAGAGGCCAUGGAGUGAAGCAGAGAAGACGGCAGUGAAAAGAUGGCUGGGAAAAUUUGUCGCAGAGCGCAAAGUUCCAAAAAAAGAACACUGCAUGAAAUGCUUAGAAGCGGAAAAAGACCUAGCUAAUCGCUCAUGGAAAGAUGUUAAAAACUUUGUGUACAACACGAUUGUCACUCUGAAUCGAAGGUCUGCUUGUAAAAAGCUUUUUUAAAGACCUCUUCUAAAAUAAGUUUACCUUGAUAAUGUUAAGACAUUAUUUAAGAUUUCAAUUUGUCUUCUCAUGUUUGGUUUGUGACUGACUCUGCAACAGUAACAGACAUGCAGAGGCUGGGGACCCUUAGUCAAAAUUUGUGUGAAUGGCAAAGCAAAUGGGAUGUGAUUACCAAAAGUGCAGAAAAAUGUCACAUUUCCUUUAAUAAUUUAAGCAAUAUUACUCUAUUUUCAUCUUUUAUAAGUUCAAAAAAAGGAGGUUUGGGCACACAUGUUCAAUACUUAUUAGGGUCCCCUUUGUUAUUAUAACAGCAUUUGAAAGCUUUUGUAGCAACUACGAGUCUGAUUUUAAUUUGAUUGGUUUUAUGUUUUGGAGUGGUGAACUGUGAGGGCGAUGGAAAUACCUUUACCUAGUGUCUUUUGAGGUAACCCGUUUUGGAUUUUAAGUUCUAGGUUUUUGCCCAGGAUGUUUUUGGUUCAUUUAUUUUACAAUCUGUUAAAGUAUAUUAGGUAUCUAAGUUGUUCACUUUCUUAAUGGCUUAAUGGUUACAACGCAUCCUAAAGUGUCCACCUUUGCUCAGUGCAGCAGAAAACUUGUUUUGGUCUUAUGAUGUUAUUUGGCAAAAAGUUGAAUUUUGGUUUUAAUGAUGUAGGAAGCAGGAAGGUCAUACUGGUGCAGUUGUAGCCAUCCUUAGCUUUACUGAUUUUUCUUUUUGGCAAAAGUCAAAACAAACUGAUCAAAGUUCUUAUUGAUCACUAUUUUAGUUGUAAGUCAUUAGACUUAAUAGUUGUCUUAAUUGUUAUAAUAACAAUUAUUAUUCCUCUGGAAGGAUGUUACAUUGUGAAAUAAACUGAAUUUGCUCGUUGCAGCAUUGUGGGAAGUUACUUGGUAAUCAUUAAUAAAAUCUAAAGCAGUAUUUGACAUGUAAUACUACCUUUUUGUUAUGUAGGGUAGUCUUGAUAGAUUAUCAGAACUUUAUACAUAAACAGAAUAUCUAAAAAGUUGAGACUGUUUCACUUUCACAUUAUUUGGUUGCACUAAAAUGGAAAAUGGCAGAGAGUAAAUGCAAACAGAAAAAACAUGUAGACAGAAACGAACACAAAAGCACCCCCUGGUGAAAAAUCACCCGAAUAGCACCCUAUGGCAAUGUCCUCACUCUGAUAGUAAAAUGAGUUUUUUUUCUACUUGAGUGUUUUAAGAUUUUGAGGUGAUUUUUGCUGUCAGAGAGCCACCAAGUGUUCAAAAAUGGCAAAGAUUUGCCUGCAAGUGUAGCGGAAAUGGUGGUCCUCACUUUGAUAGUGCAUUUACCCGGUCCUCACUCGGGAUGCAAGA
Oreochromis niloticus (Nile tilapia) is the source of this 3938-nucleotide messenger RNA. RefSeq lists its product as uncharacterized. The record is from RefSeq and is a predicted model, not a curated record. The coding region runs from base 90 to 2606 and encodes 838 amino acids. The transcript has 8 exons. Lineage: Eukaryota; Metazoa; Chordata; Actinopteri; Cichliformes; Cichlidae.